AUCUAUCCGUACCCAAACAUCAGCUCCUUCCUAUAUAACAGGUUCUGGAAGUCUGGCUUGAACAAGUCCAAUGCUGCUCGUGAUGACAUGACCUCGGUGCUCGGAGACCCUCUAUUCGAUAUUGCUGAUAUUCAAGGAGUCAACUUUCCAGCUAUUGAGCGAGAGGUUUCUGCAGAUGUUCAGUCUCCUUGGGGCUCCAAUGGGUGGCGGCGCUCAGGUGUUGCUAUCGAGGUUCCGUCAAGUGCUAAAUCCACAAACAAGCCCAGUUUUCUUCGGUUUGGGCAGCCAAGCCAUACCAGAAGCCAUGCAGAAAACAACUGUGUCAUCAAUGAUGUCCGCACGCGUUCCCUUGUUCAAGUUCUUCAGGAAAGUGCUGCUGAGCAUUCACUAGCGACUGAGUGCCACUGGCAUGGCUACGAAGAAACCUGGCGUCCACCUUAUCCUGAUCACCCUGAUGAACGUGUAUAUGGGGAACUAUAUACCUCCGACGCAUUCCUCCAAGCUGAAAGAGAGAUGUUGGCAACUCCUCCAGAGGAUGAACAUCCGCGUGCUGUCUGGGGCUACAUGUUCUGGUCGGACUCGACUCACCUCGCUCAGUUUGGUCAAGCAAGUGCAUGGCCAAUCUACGCGCAGUGCGGUAAUAUGUCGAAGUAUACUCGCUGUAAACCUUCGAGCGGCACCACUCAUCAUAUAGGAUUUAUUCCACCUGCGACGUCCAUAAUCCCAGAACUUCGGAAAUGCGGGGUUGAAAACCCUAAUCCAGCCCUACUAGCCCAUUGCAAGCGUGAGCUUGUUCAUGGCGUCUGGAGGCUUCUUCUCGAUGACGAAUUCCUCAUGGCAUACAAGCACGGUGUGCUGGUCAAGUGCAAAGAUGGUAUCAUCCGCCGUUUUUACCCUCGCAUUUUUACUUACUCUGCAGACUACCCCGAAAAGGUUCUCCUGGCUACGAUACGUGAUAUGGGCCUGUGCCCUUGUCCCCGGUGCACAAUGCCAAAAGGGAAAUUCCGGAACCUUGGUACACACACAGAUAGUAGAACUCGCACCGUGCUUACCCGCCCUGAUAACCAAUCAUUUCGUGAUAAGGUCAGCCGAGCGCGGAGGAUGAUAUACCGCAAUGGAUAUGUUGUCAACAGCACGGCAGUUGAUGAUGUUCUAAAGGCGGAGUCCUAUGUACCGACUCAGAAUGCGUUCUCGCAUGCACUCCAAGAGUUUGACUUCAGUGUCUUUCAAAUGCUUACAGUUGAUCUUUUGCAUGAGUUUGAGCUCGGUGUAUGGAAGUCGCUCCUUAGCCACCUUGUUCGGAUGCUCUACUCGAUGGGCGGUCAGAAAGUGCAUGAAUUCAACAAUAGAUUUCGCCAGAUCAGUCCUUUUGGUUGUCACGCCAUUCGCAGGUUUCCAAAUAAUGUCUCUGAGCUUAAAAAACUUGCGGCGCGCGAUUUUGAGGACAUUCUCCAGUGCUGUAUCCCAUGCUUUGAGAACCUGUUUGGCGACGAUGACAGCAACAUACAAAAACUCUUGUUCUUAGCUGCAUAUUGGCAUGCUUUGGCUAAACUUCGCCUCCAUACUGAUACAACUCUCCGCGUCUUAGAUGACGCCACGGUGGUGUUCGCAAAGCAGCUUCGAUUUUUUGCGGACAGUAUCUGUCCCAAAUACUGCACUGUUGAGACAGACCGUGAAUAUGAGGCUCGCAAGCGAGCCAAUGCCCACCGAGCCGCCCAGUCAACCACAUCAUCACGCACUCAUCAAUUCCGAUCUGCGGCAACGUCUACCAUUACUGGUGGUAAAAAGCCCAAACACUUCAAUCUUGACACCUUCAAGCUGCACUCCCUAGGAGACUAUGUACGUAUGAUUAGGCUCUAUGGAACUACUGACUCUCAGAGUUCGGAACGUGGAGAGUUAGAGCACCGAAUCAUCAAGAGACGAUAUACUCGUGGUAACUGCCGGAACUUCAUAGAUCAGCUUGUCGAUGUCGAUGUCAUGGAGACGAUUCACGAACGCAUGAAUGACGAGCUUCAAGAUGUGCUCUCAGGUCAAGAAUCAAGCUCGGAUGUUGCUGGCGAAAAACGGUUGGAUAAUGAUUCUUCUGAUAACACCAGCCAAGUUUCUGCAGAAGAACUUGCUGAUCACCACCGCAUUGCCAAGGAUCAGUCUACAUAUCUACACCUUUCAUCAUGGCUACGUCAACCUGAUAUACAGAGUGAUCCUGCAUUCGAGAAUUUCGAGCGCAGGCUGAAGGGUCACUUGCUUGCACGAUACCAAGACGAGGUCUUAGUCAGCGACGAGCCGGACUACGAUGAUACGGCGCUCAGAAACGUAUACUUGCGCCGUGACACAAUCUACUCUCACGCAACAGCAUCGUUCAACUACACAACUUACGAUGUUCGCAGAGAUUCAGACACAAUCAAUGUUAACGGUCCCCGGCAAUUUGUGCUUGUCAAAGCAUAUGAAGAUGCUCCGGAUGAUGGCUCUCGUGCAAACCCCUUCUGGUAUGCGCGGGUACUGGGAAUCUAUCAUGCUAAUGUCCUUUUCCGUGAUGAAAUCACGCCUACACGGAUGGAGUUCUUAUUCGUUCGCUGGCUAGGUGCUGAUCCUGAAUGGACGGGUGGACCGCGUACGCAGAGGCUUGAUAGAGUGGGAUAUGUCCCAGAAGGCGAUCCAUCUGGAGCGUUUGGCUUCCUAGAUCCUUCGCAGGUGGUCCGAGGUUGUCAUCUUAUCCCUGCCUUUUCUCUUGGGUACACAACCUCGUUGUUAAGGCCUAGCAAGAUGAGGGAUUCGGAGAGCAAAGGAGACUGGAUAAACUACUAUGUCAAUCGUUUCGUUGAUCGGGACAUGAUGAUGCGAUACCUUGGCUUUGGUGUCGGACAUCUA
Messenger RNA from Coniophora puteana RWD-64-598 SS2, 2868 nucleotides. RefSeq lists its product as uncharacterized. The annotation marks the transcript as partial. The record is from RefSeq and is a predicted model, not a curated record. NCBI's taxonomy places the organism in Eukaryota, Fungi, Basidiomycota, Agaricomycetes, Boletales, Coniophoraceae. The transcript has 9 exons.